AUGGCAGAGGCCAUGGACCUGGGGCCUGUUGCACAAAAGCCCCUGAUCAGUUGUUCAAUCUGUUUGGAGAUACUGAAGGAUCCAGUCACUAUUCCCUGUGGACACAACUACUGUAUGGGCUGUAUUAAAGGCUGCUGGGAUCAGGACGAUCUAAAAGGUGUCUACAGCUGCCCCCAGUGCAGGCAGACCUUUACCCCAAGACCUGUUCUGAACAGAAACCCUCUACUAACUGAGUUAGUGAAGAAACUGAAGAAGACAGGAUUACAAACUGCUCCUCCAGCUCUCUGUUUUGGUGGACCUGGAGAUGUUGAGUGUGACGUCUGUGCUGGGAAAAAAUUCAAAGCCAUCAAGUCCUGUCUGGUGUGUUUGGCCUCUUACUGUGAGACUCACCUCCAGCCUCACUAUGAAUCUCCUGUCUUUAAGAAGCACAAGCUGGUCAAAGCCUCCACACAACUACAGCAGAAGAUCUGCUCUCAUCAUGACAAGCUGCUGGAGGUUUACUGCCGUACUGAUCAGCAGUGUAUCUGUUAUCAGUGUGAGAUAGAUAAACACAAAGGCCAUGAUACAGUUUCCCCUGCAGUAGAAAGGAUUGAGAGGCAGAAGCAGUUAAGUGAGAACCAGACCAAGCAGAGAAUUCAGGAGAGAGAAGGGGAGAUACAGGAGGUGAAACAGGCUGUGAAGUCACUAAAGCGCUCUGCACAGGCAGCAGUUAAGGAAAGUGAGAGGAUCUUUAUUGAGCUGGUCAGCUCCAUUGACAAAAGGCGCUCUGAGAUGAAGGAGCUUAUCAGAGCCCAGGAGAAGGCUGAAGUGAGUCGGGCUGAAGGACUCCUGAAGCGACUGGAGCAGGAGGUGGCUGAGCUGAAGAGGAGAGAGGCUGAGCUGGAGCAGCUCUUACACACAGAGGAUCACAUCCAUUUCCUCCAGAGUUUCCAAUCUCUCUGUGUCCCUCCUGGAUCUGAGGCCUUACCCAGCAUCACUGUCUACCAAAUCUCAUUUGAGGAUUUAAAGAAAUCAAUAUCUGCACUAAAACAGCGACUGGAGGUUAUAUUCAAGGAGGAAAUGGCCAAGAUACCUGGGAAAGCAACAAAUCUUCAUGAUGUUCCACUCCCCGAACCCAGGACCAGAGAAGAGUUCUUGAAAUAUUCCUUACCACUCACAUUGGAUCCUAACACAGCUCAAGAGUGCCUGUGUCUGUCUGAGGGAAACAGGAAGGUGACAAAUAGUGGAAAGGCCCAGCCCUACCUUCACCAUUCAGACAGAUUUACCUACUUCUUCCAGGUGCUGUGUAAAGAGGGUCUGUCUAGAGCCUGCUACUGGGAGGUAGAGUGGAGCGGGGAUUCGGUUAAUGUAGCCGUCUCAUAUAAAGGAAUCAUCAGGAAAGGGGAUGACGUCGCUGCGUUUGGACGGAAUGAUCAGUCGUUGAGUUUAUACUGCUCAACUUCUAGCUGUACUUUCAGGUACAAUUGCUUUACAACUGGUAUAACUGUCCCCUGCUCCUCCAGAGUUGGCAUGUACCUGGACCACAGGGCAGGAACUCUGUCCUUCUACAACGUUUCUGACACAAUGACCCUCCUCCACAGAGUCCAGACCACAUUCACUGAACCCCUCUAUCCUGGGUUUACAGUUGAUCACAGAUCAUCUGUGAAGAUACUGACACAGUGAUAUAAGUAAAGGAGCUUUCAUAUGGUC
Coregonus clupeaformis (lake whitefish) is the source of this 1689-nucleotide messenger RNA. Its product is annotated as tripartite motif-containing protein 16-like. Gene Ontology annotation, molecular function: zinc ion binding; protein-folding chaperone binding. The record is from RefSeq and is a predicted model, not a curated record. The transcript has 7 exons. Bases 1 to 1662 code for a protein of 553 amino acids. NCBI's taxonomy places the organism in Eukaryota, Metazoa, Chordata, Actinopteri, Salmoniformes, Salmonidae.